AUGAAAUAUAGCACUGGAUUGCUCUCUCCUGACUCUUCCCUGUAAUUGGGAAAAAAAAACUGUUAUAAUUUAAAAAAAAUUAUUUUUAAAAUUUCUCGAUAAAUAUUUUUUUUUAAAUCCUAAAAAGCACAAUACAUUGAAUUAUAAUUUAUUUUAUAAAAAAUUAAUCGAUUAAAUUUAUAAAUUGGCUAAUUAGAAUUCUUCUUGCACUUUUUCCAUUAAAUUUAGCUAAAAUUGAUUUAUAAAAAUUACUAUUUUCACUUCAAAGAUAUAUAAAUUGAGCACAAUGCUUUGAUUUCUAUGAAAAAUUAAAUGAAACAACUAAAUCAAUUUAGUGGAAAAACUGUUUAAAUGAUAUUCUACUUGUAUUUUAUCUAUUAAAGUAGGUCAAAACUAUAAAAAUUUAGAAUAUUUAUUGAUAACAAUUUUCUAUUUAAAAAAAUUGUUCCAAUUUAAAGGGAGUAAAAUAACCGUACACUUACACUUAUUUAGAUACUAGAAAAGUUCUCAAUCAGGACCUUAUUCCCUUCCAUAGCGUUGCAUUUUCUGCUUCGUCGAGAUUCGUCUCAUGACUUUCAAAGUCUUGCUCCUACCAGAUAUGAGCCCGCAUGUGCUCCUGAUUGUCGGGAAAUGGGUCGCCAUGCCAUAUGCAUACGGGGUUUGACUUCUAGAAAAUUCUAAAAGCAAAAUUUUCUGGUUACCUGUAGGGCAAGAAGAAAAUUCGUAGUCCAGGACGCUUGCCAUUGCGCUGGAAAACGCCCAAUCGACCAGGAUCAACCUCACUGAUAUUGCUGGGGGACGCUUUUCCAACUUCGAACUCCAUCUCCCAAGGUAAAAACUUGAUCUGGACAUGAACUACAGCCAUCCCAAAUCCGGCAUUACGCUCCACCAAAUCAGCUGGAUACUCCUACCGAACGCAAAAAACUUCCUUCCAUUUGGCCACUGAAUAGUUUGGGUUGGUUCACACAAAAAUUUUAAUGUAUAUAGGUUAAAUUACCCAAAAAAGUAAAUAACCAACUUUUAUUUUCAAUUAAAAGGAGGGGGGGAGUGAGAACAGUCUAAAAGAAAAUAAAAGAAAAUUAUGAAAGAAAAAAGCUGAAAAAGCGCCUCGUCUUAAUAUAAAUUCCAGUGAGUUAUACACAAAGCGGGCUUUAAGAAACCAAGAACUACAUAAUAUUGCAAGUUUUGGCUCAGACCGGCAACUGCUAUGUGCUCGCACUUCAUCUUCAAUUGGCGUCUUCUAA
Molecule: messenger RNA, 1244 nt
Organism: Blepharisma stoltei
Lineage: Eukaryota; Ciliophora; Heterotrichea; Heterotrichida; Blepharismidae
Source: the annotation of a GenBank genome assembly